Molecule: messenger RNA, 342 nt
Organism: Myodes glareolus (Bank vole)
Lineage: Eukaryota; Metazoa; Chordata; Mammalia; Rodentia; Cricetidae
Source: RefSeq, a predicted model, not a curated record
AUGGCUCUGCUGGUCUCACUUUCUGGAGGGAAUCUGGACAUGGCUUGGAUCCUGCUUCUGCUGCUGCCAGCAGCAUGCCUACAAGCUGCACUCCUUUCUGGCAUCCAGGGUGGCUCAAUCAAAAUCCCCUUCCUCUGGAAGUUAGCACCAGAUCCACAGAUGAGGAUUCUCUGGCGAUAAACAGACUUCCACAAGGACUUUAUCAACUCUUCCUUUGGUUUUAUACAUGUGCAUUUUAAGGACCAGCUUGUUCUGAACUGGACACAGCCUCAGAUAUCCGGAGUACUCAGAAUCCUGGACUUGAAGCAGAAGGAUCAGUGUAUUUCUGCUGAGUUCAUCUGA